Messenger RNA from Scophthalmus maximus (turbot), 617 nucleotides. RefSeq names its product barrier-to-autointegration factor B. The coding region runs from base 154 to 426 and encodes 90 amino acids. NCBI's taxonomy places the organism in Eukaryota, Metazoa, Chordata, Actinopteri, Pleuronectiformes, Scophthalmidae. The record is from RefSeq and is a predicted model, not a curated record. Gene Ontology annotation, molecular function: DNA binding. The transcript has 3 exons.
GUUACGAAUCAUCUUUGACUAAUUGCGUCAUGACGUCAUGCUCAGAACGUUUCCGGGUUUCAGAAUAAAACGCAUCCGGUUUAAAUAAAAAGUUGUGCGGUUCUUUUUGUGGGAAUCGUCGCGCUGUUCGGUUCGUGUCGGAGCUCAGCUACGAUGUCGACGACAACUCAGAAACACCGCGACUUCGUGGGCGAGCCGAUGGGCGACAAGUCGGUGACGUCGCUGUCGGGAAUCGGAGAAACUCUGGGGAGGAAGCUGGAGGAGCAGGGGUUCGACAAGGCCUUCGUGGUCCUUGGUCAGUUCCUCCUGUUAAAGAAAGACAUGGAGAUUUUCACCGAGUGGCUCAAAGACGCCAGCGGAGCGAACUCCCGUCAGGCCGGGUCCUGCGCACUGUGUCUGAAGGACUGGUGCGACGCCUUCCUCUGAGACCCCGCCUCCACCUACCAUGUGGCCCCGCCCCUUCCAGCUUCUGGAGCUCAUAUCUGUCUGUUGCUGCUGUAGAAGUUUCUCAGGAGAAUCUUCACCUGGACGUCGCGAUGUCACCUUGUUGUUUACCUGCUCAGAUUUAUUUAAUUUUAUUGAAAGUUUACAUCAAUAAAAGAGUUCUGUCAAUCAAA